This is a messenger RNA of Ilex paraguariensis (yerba mate), 483 nucleotides long. Lineage: Eukaryota; Viridiplantae; Streptophyta; Magnoliopsida; Aquifoliales; Aquifoliaceae. The record is from the annotation of a GenBank genome assembly.
AUGAAUGUGUAUACGGUUAGACCAAAAGCUUUAGACUCAGAACAGGAGAAGGAGUUGCUUCAUUUACUCAAUGUGCCUAAAUAUAAAGUUGUUAAAGUGUUCUCUUGGUGGAUAGCUUGGAAAUAUCUAUAUAUGGGUUUACUUAAGCUCAACAUUGAUGGAGCAUCUAAGGGCAAUCCUGGUGAGUCAGGAGGUUGGACAAUACUACGCAAUUCAAGGGGUCAAUUGGUCCUAGUUGGUUCCUAUUUGUAUGGCAUAUGCAUGAACAUGGAGGCAAAAAUUAAGGCCUUGCGCAGUGAUCUUCAUCUUUUACGAGAAUAUGGCCUCCAAGAUUACGAGAUAAUUAUUGAGACAUAUUCUAAGUUACAAGUGGAUAUGGUCAAUCAGAGAAGCAAGGCAUCAUGGAAAUUGUGGAGUCUUUUAGGGAAAAUAUUCUCUACGCUUAGGCAUUUUAACUUUCAUUUGCAGCAAACAUAUAGGUAA